Molecule: messenger RNA, 2695 nt
Organism: Harpia harpyja (harpy eagle)
Lineage: Eukaryota; Metazoa; Chordata; Aves; Accipitriformes; Accipitridae
Gene: TSSC4
Product: tumor suppressing subtransferable candidate 4
Exons: 4
Coding region: 371-1411 (346 amino acids)
Source: RefSeq, a predicted model, not a curated record
GGGCCCGUGUUGUGUCGGGGCGCGGGGCCCGUGCCCCCCCCGCCCUUCUCCGCUGGCUCGCGGUGUGUGCCCGGAGGUGGCGGCUGCACAAAGACGCACAGGGCCCGUGUGAGUAAGACCAGGAUGGAAGAGUCCAAUGGGGACUUUCCCAUCCAGAGAGACACCAUCCUAUCCAAGUUGUGCUGUGAUCACGUCACCAUAACAAACCUGGUGGAAGUGCUGAGAUCUUUGGUGGCUUUAACUGACCCUCAGGAGGGGAAGCUGACUCAGUCUCAAGAGAAAGCACUGAACUUGGUGGGCAUUUGGAAAACUGUAUUUGCAGCUGUUCCUGGGCCUACGUCAAAGACCCCAGUGGAGUGACAGCUCGAAGAUGGGAGAUCAGGAUGCAGGUGAACCCUUUCUGGGAAUAGUGGCUGGUGGUGCCACAGACUACGAAGGAGCUCUGCCCUCAGACACUGUGUCACUCAGCGAUUCUGAUUCCGAUGAUUUGGGGUUAGCGGAUGAAGCAGAAGUUGAUACAAUAUCUCCUGAGGAGCCAUCUGCAGAUGACGGGGAUUACAGAUCCAGGGAGACCCCCGACUCUUCAAACAGCAGUCACAGAUCUCCUGUCCAGCCAUUCCAUCUGAGGGGCAUGAGUUCUACAUUCUCUCUCCGUAGCCAGAGCAUUUUUGAUUGCCUGGAAGAAGCAGCCAAGUCGUCUGUGCCCUCGAUGCCUGAAGAUAAUGUUGUUGAUGGGAGGUUUAAGCGUCCAUUGCCUCCAACCACAGUUUCAGGUAACAUGGUUCCAGAAAGCCUGGGAAAGCAAGCCAAACCAGUGCAGGCUCCCAAAGCCUCUCCUGCAGUGCCUGACUAUGUGGCACACCCAGAGCGCUGGACCAAAUACAGCCUAGAUGGAGUUUCAGAGGCUAGUGACAAGACUAACAGGGCAGUGGCCAUGGAAUUUCUAGAGGGUUUGAAGAAAAGAGGGGAGGAACAAAGCUCAGCUACCCAAGAUAGCUAUACCCCAUACUUCAACCAGGACCCUUCCAGCUGUGGAGCUGGGAGGAUUGUCUUCACCAAACCAGCAAAAAGGAGUGUUGAUGGACUGAAAAAGAAAACAUCAGCAGGGGAGGAUGGUAAGAAACAUAGGAAAAUGGAUCUGAAAGGAAAAUCUCUUAAGAAGACUGAUGACUUGAGGGAGGAAGAUAAGGUAGAGCUGGGGCAUUUAGACAGUGGAAGUGGAAAGGCAACAGAGGAGGAGGAGUGCAUGAUGGCAGGGGACCUGAAUACAGAGGGUAAGCUUAGUGCAAGGUUUAGUGGCGCAGGUGAAGAGCUGUCGGUUGAAACAGUUGGAUUCCAUUGCAGUAAGAAGAAGAAUAGGAAAAAUUUCCGGCCUAAAGUAGACGAUGAAGGGGAGGAGGAAGAGUCCUGAAGGAUGGAGCGCGUUGGAGACAUCCCAGGACUUGUAUAGCCUUUGGGUGUGUUUGGUUUUUUCUCUGACUUUUUUUUUUUCUGGUCUGGAAACCAUGUGAUAGCUUUAUCUAACGGUUUGCAUCGUAGCCACCAAGAACAUUAUAUAUUGUUAGAAAUUAAGCUACUUAAAAUACUCUGCAGACUUUUUGUUCAUGAAAAGUUGCACCCUAGCAGGAGGCAAUAAGAUGUGAUUUGUUUGCUUGAGCAGCUCCCUGGGUCUUGCUCUAGAGCUGAAGUAGCCAAAGAAGAAGAUGUGUUAGCUAAAAGGCUGUAAGGCUUCCUGCUAACCCCCAGUUUAGAGCUGUUCCCAAAUCCUGUAGAAUCCUGGAACAAUGAUGCUGAGCUCAUUGUAUAGAGAUUUUUAAACAAUGAAAAUAAACCCAAGUCUUCCACUAGAUGUGAUUUCUCCUGGCCCUGUCCCAGGGAGAAAAACUUUUUUUUUUUUUUUUUUAACACUUUUGGGUUUUUUAAUACAUCCUUCUCUCAUUGCCAUUGAGAGUGAAAGCACAACGGUGCCCAAUCAUGAAUUUGGAGGGCCCAGGUGGGGGGCCAACUUUUUUUAAAGUUGGCUUAAUAUUUACCUUAGUUAGUGUUACAUGGUACAUGAUUUUAAAAAACGUAAUGUUUCCUGUGGAGAGGUACAACUCUGGAUACAUCCUGGUGAAGACACACUCAGGGUGGCUUUAGCAAAGUCUCACCACAUUGAGUGUAGGUCAGAAUUUGCUUUGGUUGUUAAAUUGGGAAGCAGCUUUUCCUCUUACUGGUAUGAUAUGAUGUGAUGAUUCUUGGCCUGCACGUUUGUACGUCCUUUCCAAGUGGCACUGCUUCCGCAUUGAUUCUCUGUGUGGAUUUGGUGGGAAUGAGGUAUUUAUACCAGAACUGGAUACUUUUUUGUUCUUUGGGAUUCAAUAAACUUUCAGUUGUAGCUUGAUUUCUUAAUCUCUUUGAACCAUGCUGAUUAAUGCAGCUAUAGGAGGUUUAACAAAUACUGUUUAUUUGAUUUGAGAAUUGUCUUGAACAUCUAGAAUGUUACUCUUACCAUCUUGUAACUUCUCCCUCAAGUCUUAUAUUUUAGAUUCUAAAAUUCACAUAUUUAACAUUUUCAAUCAUUUUACAAUAUAUAGAGAAUCACCUCAUAGGAUGAAUCGCCUCAUACAAUGAAUCACAUUGUAAUGAAUGUCAAAUAUAGUAGUUUUUCACACAGAAUGUCAAUAAAUUUUAUAAAUAAGGUUGAAAGAUUAAA